Molecule: messenger RNA, 228 nt
Organism: Clunio marinus
Lineage: Eukaryota; Metazoa; Arthropoda; Insecta; Diptera; Chironomidae
Source: the annotation of a GenBank genome assembly
AUGUCAAUGAAAUAUGUUGCUUGUGUUUUCCACGUUUGCUCUCACAUUCUGCCGCCUCUAACAAAUAGUUUUCAUUGUUGUCGAGCAUUAAAUUCACAUUUCUGCAAGAAUGUACUUUUAACGUCUGUGCAGAUGAAUGCAGAAGUUUUCACUAAUGUCAGAGUCGUCCUUUGGGAAAGAAAUAAACGAAGAAUGAGCAAAUUAUGGUGUGUUGUUGUAGAUAUUUAG